Messenger RNA from Ilyonectria robusta, 1029 nucleotides. Its product is annotated as chaperonin 10-like protein. NCBI's taxonomy places the organism in Eukaryota, Fungi, Ascomycota, Sordariomycetes, Hypocreales, Nectriaceae. The record is from RefSeq and is a predicted model, not a curated record. The coding region runs from base 1 to 1029 and encodes 342 amino acids. Gene Ontology annotation, molecular function: (R,R)-butanediol dehydrogenase activity; zinc ion binding. The transcript has 5 exons. Gene Ontology annotation, biological process: butanediol biosynthetic process. Gene Ontology annotation, cellular component: cytoplasm.
AUGAUUCGGGCGGCACGGUACUACGGGAGAGAAGAUGUCCGCGUCGAGCAGGUUCCGGCGCCUGUGGUGCGCCCAGGCCAGGUCAAGAUUGCCCCAGCUUUCGUUGGUAUCUGCGGAUCAGAUCUGCAUGAGUAUCUGGGCGGCCCUACCUUCUGCCCUACCACACCACACCCCGUGACCGGCGAGAGCAUCCCCGUCACGCUCGGCCACGAGUUUUCCGGUACCAUCACAGAGAUCGGGCCCGGCGUCACCGGCUUCGAGAUCGGCCAGAGAUGCGCCGUGCAGCCGAUAAUGGUUUGCGGCCAUUGCGUGGCCUGCGCCGCCAACGCCGAGAACGUCUGCCACAAUACCGGCGUCCUGGGGUUGAGCGGAGGAGGCGGCGGGCUUAGCGAUGCUGUCUGCGUGGACGCUGCCCAAGUCUUCCUAUUGCCCGACAACCUGACUCUGGAGAUAGGUGCCCUUGUUGAGCCGCUUUCCGUCGCUUGGCACGCCGUCACUGCCGCGCCUGAAUUCAACCCCGACUCGAUCGUCUUGAUUAUUGGAGGUGGGCCUAUUGGCUUGGCUACUAUCUUGUGUCUUAAGGCCAAGGGCGUCAAGACGAUUCUGGUUUCAGAGAUUGCUUCCGCUCGUCAAAGGUUUGCCUUGCAGUUUGGUGCAACCCAGAUUGUCAACUCUAUUACAGACGAUAUCAAGCAGGUCGUUCUAGAUGCAACUGAAGGCAGAGGUGCUGAUGUUGUUUUCGAUUGCGCUGGAGUUCCUGCCAGUAUUAAGGAGGCUUGCGAGGCUGUCAAGAUACGGGGAACUAUUAUUAAUGUAGCAAUCUGGAAAAACUCCUAUAAGUCUAUCCUUGGAUAUCAAGACAAAGAUUUUCAAGCUGUUAUUGAGCAUCUUCGAACAGGCGUAAUUAAGCCAAAUGAUAUGAUUACUGCAAAGAUUAGGCUAGAAAAUGUUGUUGAGGAUGGUAUCAAGGCACUUGUCACUGAUAAAGAUAAUCAUGUGAAGAUUCUAAUUGAUAUUAAUGCUGAAUAG